CAAAACUCUGGACCAAGCAAGCGGUUACUGGGCUGAGGCCCUUCCCGUCAUGGAGACUCCACUGUGCGCCGUAGUUGACCCGGUUCGAGACUUCCGUUGGCAUGCCCUCCGCUGUGGAGGACCAGAAACAGCUGCCUUCCUGUGUGAACUUCCAGUACCGUCGUGGGCCUUGGACUGCACCGUGACGUCGAUGCCUUCACUGACCGUACAGUACAUGUCGGACAGCGGAGCCGUACAGUUGGCCCGGGACUGCGGCGAGCAGGGCACCCGGCACAUGUCCUGUCAGGGAAAACUCGAUCGGGAUACGAUCCUACAGCAGUUGCAGUGCAGUGAUCAGGAGGUGGAUCCAGCCCAGCUAGCAACCGAGAAUAACCAGCUUCCGGUGGAAGUGGCAGCCGGAGCAGCAGAAAUGGCGGAGCAACAACAGAUGUCGGUUGCUACCAGAAGAACGCUGCUACCGCAGAUCUUGGACCAUGAUAUUCUGACGGUGGUGUCUAACAAUGAUGAGGACAACAACAUUGACGUAAAUCCGAGCCAGAUUGAGGACACUGUGAAGAAUGUGAUCAACAAGUUUAACCUGGCUGAUUUGAUGCAGAACGAUCAGUCGUUGCACAGCGACGAGAUGGAUGGCCAUUAUGACGAACAGGAGAAAGAAGUCAAGAAGUUGGGUGGAAAGAAGUAUUCAUCGAUGUUCGAGAAGAAGGGCAAAUUUGAUAAGAAGGGCGAGAAGAAAGUGGACGAGGAUGAGGAGACGAUGAUGGGUGAUCAGCCGGACGAGACAGAGACACAGCCGAUCGAUAUCGUGCAGCAAGCGAUGAAACCGACGGAAGGUGAUUCGGAUGAGAGUUCGACGUCUGGAGUGGUCGGAAGCUCGACCGAAGGAGCAGCAGCAUCAAGUGAAGCCAUUGUGGUUGAGAGCACUACGGUAGACUCCCGAUUACGCCGAGCAACUGAUGGUGAAACGGUGGAAACAACUGAAGUUCCGACGACGGUUGAAUCUACGACAACGACUACGACUACGACAACUACCAUGGAACCGACUACGAGCAGCACAGCCAGUCACAUUCUUCCAACGACUCCUAAGAAGGAAAUAUCCGCCAUCGGAGACCACUUCAUACCGCCAAUGCUUCUUGUGAAGGCUCGCUUCACUUCCACAAAAGCUCAUGUAGACACCACCACCACCACCACUGUGGAACUCUUAACGGAAACUCCUGAGCCUUCGCCAUCCAGUUCGGCUGCGCCAAUUUCGUCAACCGAAGAUCCUACCACUGCAAUUAUGACCGACGAAACCUACGCAGUUUCCGAUAGCGGAAAUGACGUCCAACUUGUUGAGCUAAACGACAAAACCUCGUCCCCAGAGAUUUCCACCUCUACCGAAUCCGACGUCACUACCGCCCAUCAGGUCGUAGAAAUAACAUUCGAAGAUAAGGAAAUUUCUUCCAAAAUUGGUACCCUCAGCAUCACGACCCGUCCAUUUACGGCAGGCGAACUCCAGUCAUCGACGGCCGUCCAAAACGCCACAGCCCUCCCGGAAACUGCUUCCACAACUGUAGUUUUGCCAACCACUACUACAACCACGACAACAACUACGACACCUGCUCCAACAACAACGUCAGUCCCAUCAACGACUACGACUCCUUCCACCACCCUAAGACCAACGACCAUCCAGACCGUGACCGAGCACGAACUCCACCAGGACGAUGACGACACUGAUGAUGGUGCCGAUGACCGUCAUGACAGCCACGAGGAAGAGGACAACGAAGCCGAUCAUCACCACGAGGAGCUGCACAACAGUUUUUCCAACAUUGAAAACUUCCAACCAUACAAACCGAACCGGCACCGCAGUCUUACCAAACCGGAAGUGCACAACAACCACGGCAACUAUAUCAAGAAGAUUCUCGGUUGAAACCGAACGCGACGCUAGCAGUAGGCUGCGGAUGCCAUAUGCACUUUCCAUCAACACCGAUGGCUAUUCGAUUGCUUUCCCCGCCCCUCCGGCACCGCAGUGGAAGCAGCAGUAGAUACUAAGCUGACAACUACAAACGUUUGUUUUGAUUUUGGCAGAAAGUAAUAAACUGAAACACUAGUAAAUAGAUACAAAAUUUCUCACUUUUCCCCCCUCCUCAGCAGAAACUAAUCAAAGUAGGCAGUUAGCAGCAGACCUUUUUGCCUGUGAAAGCAGUUUAAACUUUUGACGAAAAGCGCAAACUAACGUUGCAUCAAUCAAUAUCGUUCUUUUUCUUCGAAAAAUUAAACAAAAACAAACAAUUAGCGAACUAGAGAACGCUGUGUAGAGUAGAACUCCCGUUGCAGAAGAAAUGUUUCCCUUUCGGUUAAAACAAUUGCAAAACAAAAACUAUCUUUCACACAGGUUAAUGAAAUUAGAGUUAGAAAAACUAAUACAAAAUACAAAACAAAGAAACACGUUGCCAAUAAUUUGAAAACCCAAUUUAAGUAAAAUAGUAAAACCAAACAAAAGAAAAGAAAAAAAAAACAAGCAAGAGUUGUGGAAGAGAUUGGAAAACCUUGCGGAUGAAAAAACUAUAAUCAUUAAAAAUUACGAUCUUUAGCCGUGUAAUAACGUUGAUCCAAAUUGAUUUUGACUGCAGUGUCGCAGUUAGCAACCAUUUGCAGCUAUUAACGAAUGCUAAAAUUGUAGCACAAGCUAGAAGUUUAGAAAGACGAAGAACGCCAGAACAACAUUAAAAAUUCACACGAUCUUUUCGCACGUGCAAACUCCCAUAAUUAUCGUGGUUAGUUGGUAAGAAAUUUACUGGAAUAAGGAGAUGAUUUUAAUAAAAAUACAUUAAAUUUAA
Molecule: messenger RNA, 2816 nt
Organism: Ochlerotatus camptorhynchus
Lineage: Eukaryota; Metazoa; Arthropoda; Insecta; Diptera; Culicidae
Product: integumentary mucin C.1-like
Exons: 2
Coding region: 50-1906 (618 amino acids)
Source: RefSeq, a predicted model, not a curated record